Molecule: messenger RNA, 2424 nt
Organism: Falco peregrinus (peregrine falcon)
Lineage: Eukaryota; Metazoa; Chordata; Aves; Falconiformes; Falconidae
Gene: ARL14
Product: ADP ribosylation factor like GTPase 14
Exons: 2
Coding region: 456-1031 (191 amino acids)
Biological process (GO): vesicle-mediated transport; intracellular protein transport
Cellular component (GO): cytoplasm
Molecular function (GO): GTP binding; GTPase activity
Source: RefSeq, a predicted model, not a curated record
GUUCAGAUUAAUUGGUGGUAAAUCAGCUGUCCUGGUUUUGUUCUAUUACUCUGCAUUUUUUUAAACCGAACAUGCAGGCAAACCCUACACAAGCAAGAUAGCCUCACCCUGGCUAGGCAAACACACCUCUGGACAAAUCAAAGGUACACUUCUCAUUCUGUCAAAUGGUCACCUUUCAGUGCAAUGUAGAUUCAGGACCUGCAAGCAGAAGGCUGUGUGUGUCACGCUGUGUCUGGUGCACCUGAUUACGGCUCUGGUUUGACCUCAUGCUGGUGUAUAAACUCCAGAGCAAUGUGGGAAAUCAUACUGGAAGCGGCUCUGCAUCACCAAAUUCUGCUCUGAACCAAACUCACGUUUGACUCAGAGGCAGACAGACACAUUGCUGACAAAAAUCAACUUCACAGAAGACAGGGAAUUUCACCUUUAAGGGCUUGCUAGAGAACCCCGCGGCACAAAUGGGCCUCCAGAACACCAAGCACUCCAAAGUCAAGCAAGCUAAUAUACUGAUGUUAGGACUUGAUUCUGCAGGAAAAUCUACACUGUUGUACAAGUUCAAGUAUAAUGAUGUUUUUCUAACAAUUCCAACAAUUGGCUUUAAUGUUGAUAUGAUUGAAACCGAGAGAAAUUUUACAUUGACAUUUUGGGAUGUUGGAGGACAACAGAAAAUGAGACAGGUCUGGUGCAAUUUCCUGGAAAACACAGAUGGACUUCUGUACGUUGUGGACAGCUCUGAUAAGCAACGUCUGGAAGAAUCAAAGAAAGAAUUUGAACUCAUUUUAAAGAAUGAAUUUAUGAAAAGCAUACCAGUUGUCAUGCUAGCAAACAAGCAGGAUCUGCCUGGAGCUUUGAACGCUGAGGAAAUAACCAGGAAAUUCAACAUGAAGAAGUACUGCAGUGACAGAAAUUGGUAUGUACAACCCUGUUGUGCCAUCACAGGAGAAGGUUUAUCAGAAGCUCUCCAAAGGCUAACCAUGUUUUCAAAACACUACAGCAGAUCAAAGGAGACUUUUACAAUCUCUAAGGAAGUUUAAACUCUUCAAGAAUUUCUAUCAUCGCAUUCUCAUGAACAUUAAUGAAUACAUUUUGUUGGACUAAAUCUGAAAAUACUGGAUUCUGGAGAACUCUUAUCAGUAAAUAUCUAUAAAGAACCUUGACAAUAAUUGAUGAUACUGUUACACCUGCACAUGCUUCUGAGAUGCCACUCUGCAGUGUUUCAUUGGUGACGGUAUACUUGGGGUUAUUCUGCUCAGAAAUGUGGCUGUUGGAUGAUCAAAGAGGUGAAGUUGAGCUUCCGAAUUUUAGCAGGUGGAAACAAAAUAGGUGAGCAGUGCUUCAAAUGUUUAAAUCGAGUCAUUUUGUCAAGAUAUAAAAUAGUGAAGUCGUUCAUUCAGCAAGAAAAGCGAGGGAUAAAAUGUUUGUUUUGUAAUAAAUGCUCCAUGGAUGUAUUUCUCAUGUAAAAAUAUAGUCAGUUUAGAGCUUAAACUCUUAGUUAUAUACAGGAGAUCCUAUGAAUCUGAAAUACCUGUUGGAUGUUAUUGCAUUCUGGAACCAGUUACUCCAAACAGAUUUUAACAAACAGGAUCUUCACUUCAUCAAGUCACUGACAAAACAAAGAUCUGGUGCUGUUUGUAAGGUGUAGGUCUGAUGUCCCUUCAUUACAGACUUCCAGGUACCGAUCUCUUUGCUUCUGUGCUGUUGGAUUGCUACCCGUAGCCAAGAGCAGGAUGGUGGAAGCCAGCACAGGAUUGGUCCAGCAAAGCGCUCAUCCCCGUUGUCUGUGUGGGGAAUAAAGUGGGGAGGAAUGGGGAUGUUGGCUCCUUGUCAAUUUUAUAGAUCAUGAUGGAUCCUGUCCUGCCUGUACUGAAUCCAACUGAAAUUUUGUUACUCAUAAAUUUAGGUUUAAUUAAACUUGAGAUAAAACUGGCACCAAAUUGCUGAUCCUCUUACUAUAGUUUGUAGAAAAAAAAUUCCAAAUGAAAUUUCUGUUUAGAUUUCCUGAUCGAUGGAGUGAAUUAGUAUUCCAAUUCAUUCAUAAGGUCCAUUAAGCAUCGAAGGAUUCAUAAUUACAAGACUAAUUGAACUGUAUCAACCAUGAGAACACUUUAAACACUAAGGCUGAAAUGUUAACAGGGCCUGCUCUUUUAAAAGCAAGAGUAAAGAGACCAUCUAAUUAUUGGUUAUACAGUCCCAGAAAAUCCAGCCCAAUUAUUUCUGCCUCCUUGGGCAGUGUCUGCAGACAUAGCAUGCUCCGGUGGUUAGGAUGCUUGCUUAGAUAGUCAUAUUAUUUUUUUUUCCCUACAUCUACCACAAUCUUUGACCAUGGGCAAGUCAUUUGAUCACUCUGUGCCUCAACAGUCCCUUAACAAAAUUUCCCCCCCCAGUUAUGUGCUCUGAAAAAAGUUGUAGCAAAGGUCAGCUUGUGAG